UCGUCCAUUAUGGGUUUAAAAUAAAAACAUCGGGUCAUAGUCUAGGUAGUUUGAACAAAAGAAAAAAUGAGUGUUCCUGAUGAGACUAAAAUUAUUUACCAUGUAGAUGACGAAGAGACACCUUAUUUAGUAAAGAUACCAAAAUCGCCAAGUUUAGUUACAUUAGGGGAUUUUAAGAAUGUCAUUAAUAGACCAAAUUAUAGAUUUUUUUUUAAAUCAAUGGAUGAUGAUUUUGGAGUUGUAAAAGAAGAAAUCAUUGAUGAUGAUACAAUACUGCCUUGUUUUAAUGGCCGUGUUGUUUCAUGGGUUGUACCACCUGAAGAAGGUUCCAAUGAUUGCAACUCGACUAAUUCAGGUGAAUCUGCACUCAAACAAGGACGUUCCAAUGUUAGUAAAAAGGAUAGAUUUCCAGAUAAUGAAUCUGUUUGCUCUCACAAAAGUGUUCGUUCUAACAGAAGUCGUCGUUUAGAUACUGAAAAUGAAAAUCGAAGUAAAGUAAGAAAUCACAGAGAUCAUCGCUCAGACUUUGACUCUUCUUCUAUUAUGAGUAGCGAUUUGGAAACUACAAGUUUUGUUGAUUCAGAUGAAGAAAGUCGGAUAUCUAGCACUACUGAAAAUUCAAAGUAUGGUGGAGCACGUCAAAAGCGGCGGCGUAGAAAGCAAAGAAUGCCUCGUGUAGAAAGGUGUUCUUCAUUCAGUACAAUCACUGAGUCAACUAUGUCUCUUAAUAUUAUCACUGUUGUUUUAAAUAUGGACAAGAUUAAUUUUCUCGGCAUCAGUAUUGUUGGACAAGCUAAUAAGAAGGGAGAUGGUGGAAUAUAUGUUGGAUCAGUUAUGAAAGGUGGUGCUGUUGACGCAGAUGGAAGAAUUGAACCUGGAGAUAUGAUACUUGCUGUAGGUGAUGUAAACUUUGAAAAUAUGAGUAAUGAUGAUGCCGUACGUGUCCUCAGAGAGUGCGUACACAAACCUGGUCCCAUCAUGCUGACGGUAGCUAAAUGUUGGGAUCCUAAUCCAAAAGGUUAUUUUACAGUGCCUAGAAAUGACGUCACAAGACCUAUUGACCCGGCAGCUUGGAUGCAACAUUCCGAGGCUGUAAGAGCAUCUGGUGGUCUUUUGGGAGGACGUACAGGUAGUCCCUCUAUGAGCACAAUGACUUCAACAAGUGAUUCUCUAACAAGUUCGAUUCCAGAAUCUGAUCGUUAUAUUGACCACUCAGACCUUGGUUUGUCAAUUAAAACAGAUAUGAAUACAGUUAUAAAAGUAAUGGCGUCACCAGAUUCAGGUUUGGUUGUUCGCGACAGAAUGUGGCUUAAAAUUACUAUUCCGAAUGCUUUUAUUGGAUCUGACUUGGUGGAUUGGUUGUUUGCACAUGUCGACGGUUUUCAGGAUCGCAGAGAUGCUCGAAAGUAUGCUUCUAAAUUGCUAAAGGCAGAACUUAUUAAGCAUACAGUGAAAAAAGUUACAUUCUCCGAACAAUGUUAUUAUGUUUUUGGCGAUUUAAACAGUUCCAUGAAAGGUUUAAUCUUGGAUGAUUUUGAAUCGAAUGAGUUACCUUUGCCACACUCUAGUCAUUGUGGCUCUUGGGUUGGAAACAAUCAAUCUUCUCAGUAUGUUAUGCAAAUGGGGGGUAUGCCUUUAAUUCAUCCUGGUAUGAUUGUUCGUGGUUCGCCUUCAAUAACUUCUAGUUCGGAGAUGGGUGUUGCUCCUUCUGCAAGUAACUAUUCUAAUGUUCCUCCUAAUUAUAUGGAUAUGUAUUCUCAAAUAUAUCAACCAACUUUCAAUCCUUAUUUUGCUCACAAUUCUGGUAGUCAAGGAAGCAAUAGUGGUUCUGGAGGUUCUUUUCGAGGACACCAAUUGAAUCAGCAACAGCAGCUUGUAAUGCAACAGCAACACUAUGAUUACGAUCAAGCCACAAUACGCAGUAGUAGUUCUUCGGACAAAAGUCGCGGCAGUAAGAGUAGCUUAGAAUCUAAACGUGUUUUACUUGCAACGACAGACCAUCUAGCGAGCGAUAAAAUUAUAUCGCCGGAUACUGUCAGCUUAAAUGGCAUAAGAGAGUCAAAUAUCUCAAACAACAAUUAUGAAAAAGGAGAAAACGCUCGCAAUAACACUUCGCGCGAGUUCGGACGCCUUGACACCAUCCCGCGCGAAAUAAGCGCAAGUAAACAAAGUUUUCGAAUGGCUAUGGGAAAUUCGUCAAACGAAUUUUUUGUAGAUGUUAUGUGAGCAUUUUGGUGAUUAAUUUUGCUAAUUUAUCUGGAAAAUGGGUUAAAUCGUUUUAGUGGGAGGAAGCAACAGGUGUGAAACUGAAUGUUUCGAAGCAUCUUUUUGGUUUCUCUGAAAACUAAAAGGUUUGAAUGUCUUAUUAGGAAGUGUGUUUAAACGACUCAGAAAUAAUUACAGUUGUAGAAAGAAAAACAAGAAAAAUCUUGAAUCGGCGGCACGUCCGCUGCAUAACGGUAAAUUUGAGUGACAACAACUUGACAUUUUGCGAUGAUCAUGGUUAAUCGCUAUUUGUUCCUCGAUUCUUCCUUUAAUUUUAAAAAUUUUGUGUUACGUAUCAGAAUUUUAAAAUACCAUUGCAUAUAACGUUGAAUUCUAAAAACAAAAAUCGAAAACAACAAAUUAUUGUAUAUAGUCUCGAAUACAUUUUUGUAAAAUAAUUAUAUUAUAUAUGACAAUAUUUUGUAUCCAUCCCUCUCAUCAAAAGUUGUCUCAGCGACACAGAUGUCUGACGAGACAUCUGUGCUCACUGGGGUUAAAAGAAAACUCGAUAGUUUUAAA
This is a messenger RNA of Hydra vulgaris (swiftwater hydra), 2784 nucleotides long. RefSeq names its product segment polarity protein dishevelled homolog DVL-3-like. Lineage: Eukaryota; Metazoa; Cnidaria; Hydrozoa; Anthoathecata; Hydridae. Gene Ontology annotation, molecular function: frizzled binding. The record is from RefSeq and is a predicted model, not a curated record. Gene Ontology annotation, biological process: intracellular signal transduction; Wnt signaling pathway.